This is a messenger RNA of Protobothrops mucrosquamatus (brown spotted pit viper), 2498 nucleotides long. It is a transcript of the gene CUNH11orf16, whose product is annotated as chromosome unknown C11orf16 homolog. Bases 32 to 1438 code for a protein of 468 amino acids. Lineage: Eukaryota; Metazoa; Chordata; Lepidosauria; Squamata; Viperidae. The transcript is spliced from 6 exons. The record is from RefSeq and is a predicted model, not a curated record.
GCACAGCAGACUCUGAGAGAGUCCUGAAAGAAUGAGUGAAUGUACAUUGGCCUCUUGGCCAUGCCACAGAUGCUGCUGUACAGUGCCCCUGCAAGCUGAAUCUAGUCACAGAAAUGUCAUAGUUAAUCCCAGUUCCAUCUGCAGUGGCUGCUUGCUAGUGCAUCCUUCAUAUGGCAUUAGCUCACUUCUAACAACAAGGUGUUUGUGUCACAGCUACUGUCCCUUUCUCCUUGAUGCAAAACGUAGGACAGGACAGAAUUUGGAGAGGUCACUGGAUGCUGGUAGUCCUGUGCUGGCGAAAAAAGGAACUGACUGUUAUUAUUACCAAGGAACAAUCAUAAAAGAUUUAGAGGAAGCUGAGCAAAGAUCAUUUCUGGUACAGUUUGCAGAGGGGCAAGACACACCUUCUUUGCAAAAAGCAGCCAGCAGUGAUAUCCUUGAAUGUGUGAAUGGAAUGAGACAUUCUAUUCUGCCUGGUGAUAAAGUGAUGGCCCCCUGGGAACCAGAGCAGAAGAGGUAUGGCCCAGGAACUGUCCUCCAGGGCAUGGAGACCAGAGAUCCUCUGCGAGAAAAAGAAGAUGAGGAAAUUACAGUCAGCUUUUGGAAUGGCAAGAAAGCCAAAGUUCCAUUAGGUCUCGCUUUGUGGAUUUCUCCAGCGCAGUGGAAGAGAAUUGUAGAGAGGAUCCAUUUGCCCUACACAAGCAGGAAGCAGUUGGAGGGGCAGGUUCACAGGCCUGGCUACUACAACUGUUCACAUGAAACUAUUCCAACUAUUCCAACAUGCACUUUGGGUGAUUUCCAGAGGUGUUGGUGCAGACGUUGCUGUUUUAUCCAUCCUUGCUUUAGUGGUUUCCAUCACACAUGCUCAUUGCUUGGACACAGGCAAUGUGUCUCCUACUGUGGCCACUGCUGCUCUAAAUACAGUGGCUGUUGGACACGGCCCUCUUUAGCAGAAUUAACCUCUGGAUAUUUAAGAAAAAAAUUCACUAGUAAGCCUACAACGCCAUUCUUAGCAAUAGAAGCCUCUCCCGAAGUAGAACAUGCUGCUAUGCUAUCCAGCUCUUCCUCAUCCUCCUCAGAGUCUCAUUGUGAAAGGGAAAAAAGUAGCACCAAGAGUACAAUGAUAGAUCAAGCAGUGAACACAGAUUCUAGUCUUUUUAAAAAUCCCACCUUACAGGAAACCAGAAGACCAGAGUGGAAGUACUGGAAGAGAAGUCAACCCACCUUUGUUUAUAAAAGCCAAGGAGCCAACAUUGUCAGUAGCAGCUGCAGAAAAGAAAGAGCUGACAACAAAGCCAUUUCAUCCACAGAUGGAUUUCCACCAAUUCUGUACAACCACAGUGCUAUAUUUGAAACCAUUGAAGAGUCUCGUCAAAGGCAUCUUUCGAUGAAGAAAAUCUUGAGCCAUGGAAUUACUAGCUCAUCAUGGGGAGGUUAAUUAUGUAUAGAAUUGCUAUUCCCCCCCUUUCUGUCAGGGUUCAAGAUGUCACUAAACAAUAGCACUCUUUACAAGAUUCUCUUAGCUAUUUCAUAAGUUCUGGUUGCCAUACUAUCGAACUCCUGAACAGCACCAGGAUAAAGUAAUUUUGAAGAAACUGUUUUUUUAAGUUUGAGACUAGUCAUGCCACAACAAAAAGAAUGAAAGGGAAUCAGGCUUUGUACUAAACAUUAGAUGCUGAUGAGUAUAAUGGAUUUAGUCAUUUCCCUUUAGCCAGAAUGUACUGUUUGUUCUGACUACAAAGAAGCAAAAUAAAAUUACUUUUCCAGAAUUUUAGGCAAACAAAACACAGUGCAGAAUCAAGUGUUCAUAAGAAUGUAAUAUCUUUCUCACAAUUUAUUAGGUAAAAAGAAUCACAUAGUGCAAAAGUAAAAAAAUACAUUCAUGAUUCAAACUGCAGUAAAUGUUAAUCAAGUUCAAGCUAUAACAGUUAAAAAGGAAGGUAGAGCAGAAUACUCAACAAAAGGAUAAAUAUCUUAGGUAUGAAAAGAUGACACUUCAGACACUGAAAUUGAUUUUAAUUGUCGUUAGCAGGAGAUAAAUGAAAAACCAGAUUUACACUUUCCCCUGGCUGAACAUUUACUAGGUGUGCUUCUUUGACUGUGUCAUCAUAUGAAGUUGUGUUGAUUAUGUAUGAGCCAGGUGACACUUCGAUGAGGAUUUCCUGCAAUGAACAAAAAAAAAACCCCUUCGAUUUUAAAACACAAGAACAAACUUCUGCAUCAGGAGGAUAUUAUUCCUAACAAAGAAAUGAAUUAAGUUUAGUAGCAUUGCGUGAAAAAGAAUUUAGUCUAUUGAUCAAUCUAUCUGAGCUGAAAUAUAUUUUGUAACAGUUCAUCAGAGAUUAAGGCAGUAAUUUUCCUGGCAUUGUUGAGUUUUCAGUCCCAAAUCUAGUAUGUUAUAUCCCAAUCUGUUGUGUCACUGGGGUACCCAUAAAGAUUACAUGUUUUUUUCAAUAAAUCUUUCAAUCUGUAUGCUUUAUAGCAUGAUAUGUAGACCU